This is a messenger RNA of Penaeus indicus, 1203 nucleotides long. RefSeq lists its product as uncharacterized. Lineage: Eukaryota; Metazoa; Arthropoda; Malacostraca; Decapoda; Penaeidae. The record is from RefSeq and is a predicted model, not a curated record. The coding region runs from base 1 to 1089 and encodes 362 amino acids. The transcript has 2 exons.
AUGAAGCUCUUGGUACUCUUGGGACUCGUGGUCGCAGCUUACGGGGCACCUCAAGGCUACAAUUUGGCCUCGCCAUCGGGAGGUGGAUUCUCCCAUGGUGGAGGUCACUCAUCUGGAAGUGGCUUCUCUAGUGGCGGCGGAGCCUCCGGUGGAGGAUUCUCCAGUGGCGGUGGAAUCUCUGGUGGAGGAUUUUCAAGCAGUGGAGGAAUCUCUGGUGGAGGAUUUUCAAGUGAUGGUGGAGUGUCUGGUGGAGGUUUCUCCGGUGGAAGCAGCGGUGGAUUUGGUGGAACUGGAGGUCCCGCUAGUGGGUGUCGUGAUGGAGAGAUCCUGCAUGUAGAUGGAUCUUGCGUAGUUCCUGUAAUCACGAGAAAUGUGUUUGUGUAUGAUGCUCCUGAACAAUCUCAGCAGCCAAGCGGACCACCACCAAGUGUCCCACCACCUAAAGUUGAUCAUAACAUUCUGUUCGUGCGUCUUCCUGAAGGAGGAGCAGGUCCUGAACCCAUCAUCGUUCCUCCACCAAGGCAAGAGAACAUCGUGUACGUCCUGAACAAGAACGAUGGAGAAGGAGGCCAGCGAGUAAUCGAGGUUACUGCUCCUCCAGCUACCAACCCCGAGGUUUACUUUGUCAACUACGAAGAGGGAGAGAACCCAACUCUUCCUAUUGGCGUGGAUCUCGAGACUGCUCUUAACGCUGCCGCUAGUGCUGGUGGUCAAGUGAUCGGAGGCGCCGGAGGAGCAGGUGGCUUUGGAGGCGAUGGAGGAUUUGGCGGCAGUGGAUCAGGUGGCUUUGGAGGCGAUGGAGGAUUUGGCGGCAGUGGAGCAGGUGGCUUUGGAGGCGAUGGAGGAUUUGGCGGCAGUGGAGCAGGUGGCUUUGGAGGCGAUGGAGGAUUUGGCGGUAGUGGAGCAGGUGGUUUUGGUGGUAGUGGUGGAAGUGGAGGAUUCGCCGGUUCAGGUGGAGUAAGUGGAGGUUUCAGUGGCGUAAGUAGUGGAAGUGGAGGCUUUAGUGGAAGUGGAGCAGGAAGUAUUGGAGGAUUUGGAGGAAGUGGAAGCAGUGCUGGUACCCCAUCCACUUUGUAUUCUAGUCCUUAAAUGUAAGGGAAGGAACAGUUCGACCUUACUAAGUAAUACCUUCGUGUCAGUAUGGUCAGUUAAUAUUUUCUUACUAUUGUUUAUAACUUUUAACAAAUAUAUAUGAAAAAAAAA